Molecule: messenger RNA, 966 nt
Organism: Triplophysa dalaica
Lineage: Eukaryota; Metazoa; Chordata; Actinopteri; Cypriniformes; Nemacheilidae
Exons: 5
Coding region: 90-740 (216 amino acids)
Cellular component (GO): membrane; cytoplasm
Source: RefSeq, a predicted model, not a curated record
AUCACACAAAGCUAACCAAAAGAGUGAACCUUGUGAUUUGUCAUUUCUAACACUGGACAGCUACAGUACAUGAGUUUGGGCCAGCAGUCAUGAAUAGAGCAUGGAUUAUGUUCAAGUCCCAUCCAUACAUAUCCAAUGUUGUGGGAUACACAGCACUGUUUGCUUCAGCUGACCUCAUUCAGCAAAGCUUGAUGGGAGAAACAUUAGAAACCGGGACUUUGCAGAAGCAAAACGAAGUGGGACAGAAUACAUCAAUUAAGAGAUUACCUGUGCCUGAAGAUGAAGAUACACGACAUAUGAACUUGUACAACCCAAAAGUAAGUCAGCGUCAUGGCAUUGACUGGACCCAGACUGCUCGGGUGGCGCUGGUUGGGUUCUGUUUCCAUGCCAACUUAAAUUACCAUUGGUUACGAGCAUUAGAGAAGAUGUUUCCAGGGGGAGGGGCCAAAAAAAUAUUGAUCAAAGUGGGUUUGGACCAACUAAUUGCUGCACCUACAACGAUAAGUGCUUUUUACAUUGGGUUGAGCACUUUAGAGGGUGCAGAAGAUCCUCUUGAAGACUGGAGAGAUAAAUUUUGGACCUCUUAUAAGACUGGAGUGGUUUACUGGUCGACAAUGCAGGCUGUGAAUUUCUCCCUGAUCCCACCUGUAGCUCGUACUAUCUAUGUUGGAGGAGCCGCUCUUAUCUGGACUGUGUUUCUGUGUCACUUCAGACAGCAGAAGAGUAACUCACUGACCUAGACUUUGUUCAGACAUUUGAAUUAUUAAACUGUAGAUUACAUACAAUGGCAGCAGAGAUAUUGUAUGUUUCUUUUGGCAGUUUUUAGACAAUCAUCAAGGGGCAUGCUGGUUGAUAUGACCAUGGUUACAUUUGUUACUAGUAUCACUGACAUAUUACUAUAGGCCUAUAUUUCCUCUAGGCCCUAAUAUCUGGUUAUAAUCUGAGUAAAAGUAUAUUUUAACUCAG